Molecule: messenger RNA, 5640 nt
Organism: Neolamprologus brichardi
Lineage: Eukaryota; Metazoa; Chordata; Actinopteri; Cichliformes; Cichlidae
Product: membrane-associated phosphatidylinositol transfer protein 2-like
Biological process (GO): phospholipid transport
Cellular component (GO): cytoplasm
Molecular function (GO): metal ion binding; phosphatidylcholine intramembrane carrier activity; phosphatidylcholine binding
Source: RefSeq, a predicted model, not a curated record
GGGAAGCUCGCCGAGCUUUGUGUUGUACUUGGCAGCAGUUUGUGUCGUGCUUGAAGGGACUGAAGUCUCGCCGCGGCUCAGACUUGAGGAAUGAUAACUUACGAUGGCGAGAGCGCUUCUUCUUCUUCCCGGUUCUCUGGACGGAGGCAGCAGCCGUUGAGCUCACCUCACCUCGCAGGCGAUUUAUCCCCCUCAGCACCGGACGAUCCCAGCCGCCAACUCCUGGGAGGGCAGCUCGGAUAUUCAAGGACAUUUUAACGUUAUCAUAGCUACUUUAGCCGUUUUUUAUUUUUAUUUCUUUAUGUGUAUGGUUUUUUUUAGUCGACUGAGGAAAUACAGCGUGUGCUUCUCCGGCGCAGCGAUGUGGACAGAUUUAGUAAACACUGACUGAUCUCCUGUAACACGCUCGGGGGGCUGAUGAUGCUUCUCUGCGUGUCAUCUUUACGUGUCGUACCCGCGCCCCCUUCCUCCUCUGCUGAAGGGCCACACAAGACAGCGACGUAAAGGAAAUUAGUGUCCGACUUUCGAUACGUCUCUGUCGGUUAUGGCAUCGUUUCCAGAUCUCGUCAAGUGCUGAAGGAAACCCCGCGUUGCUGGAGAAAGUAGCUACCCUCCAAACCCUUCCUCAUCCCCCCCUCUCCUGGAGAAAGGCUGAUAAACUUUGCAUUGCUGGAAGGUGUUAGGGAGAGGGGGGGAGGACCUGCCAAAGGUGCAUCGCUGCUGUGCAUCAGGUUCAGGAGCCAUCAAUGUGGACUUCAGCUGGUGAUUUGACAAGUCUCGUAUAGGAGCAUCCCGAGUCUCUCCUUCCCUCUCUCCCCCUCCCUUUCCCUCUAUCCCUCCCUCCCCCAUUCCCUUGUCAAUCUCCUCCCUGAUCCCCCUAUCCCCCUUCUCCAAGCUUCACCAUGCUCAUCAAGGAGUACCGCAUCCCCAUGCCCAUGAGUGUGGAGGAGUACCGCAUCGCCCAGCUUUAUAUGAUACAGAAGAAGAGCAGAGAAGAGAGCUGUGGUGAAGGCAGUGGGGUGGAGAUCCUAGAAAACAAGCCGUAUACAGAUGGACCGGGCGGGACCGGCCAGUACACCCACAAGGUCUACCAUAUUGGCAUGCACAUUCCCAGCUGGUUCCGCUCUAUCUUGCCCAAAGCGGCACUGAGGGUUGAAGAGGAGUCCUGGAACGCCUACCCUUACACCCGCACCAGAUACACUUGUCCCUUUGUGGAGAAGUUCUCUAUUGAUAUUGAGACAUACUACAAGCCCGACACUGGCAACCAGGCAGAUGUCUUCAACAUGUCAGCAGCAGAGAAAAGACAGAGGACUAUUGACCCAAUUGACAUAGUGACAGAUCCCAUCCCCACUCAUGAGUACAAAUCAGAGGAAGACCCGAGGCUUUACAAGUCAGCCAAGACCCAGAGGGGUCCUCUGUGGGACGACUGGAUAGAAGAGUACAACAAUAACCCAGGCAAGACCCCCAUCAUGUGUGCCUACAAGCUCUGUAAGGUGGAGUUCCGCUACUGGGGCAUGCAGUCAAAGAUUGAACGCUUUAUUCAUGAUGUUGGCUUAAGAAAGGUGAUGGUGCGUGCCCACCGGCAGGCCUGGUGCUGGCAGGAUGAGUGGUAUGGUCUGACCAUAGAAGACAUCAGGCAGCUGGAGCUGGAAACCCAGCUGGCCCUGGCUAGGAAGAUGGCUCAGUUUAGCCAGGCGGAGGAGGCCACCGAGGCCAACGGAGGCACACAGUCUCCAGACAAAGACCAGGAGGUUAAAGAGGCAAUCAGCUGUAUCGAAGCUGAAGCAGUCGUUCCCAGCUCAGGAGGAGAAACUCUGCAGCCACGAGGUAUACUUACCAAGCAGUGGUCCACCUCCUCCCGAUCCUCCCGAUCAUCCAAGAGAGGAGUGAGCCCGUCACGUCACAGCAUCUCCGAGUGGAGGAUGCAGAGCAUUGCACGAGACUCUGACGACAGCUCGGACGAGGAGUUCUUCGAUGCUCACGAGGAUCUCUCUGAUGGAGAGGAGGUCUUCCCGAAAGAGAUUGCCAAGUGGAACUCCAAUGACCUCAUGGACAAGAUCGAAGCUGCAGAAACGGAGGAAACUCCUGGUGAGCUGUUCAAGGAAAUGACUGUUGAUUAUGAAAGAGCAACCAGCGAGGAAAGAUUAGAUGAGAUGCGUGGCUGUCUUAGCGGCCAAGCCGAUAGCUCUCCCAUUCCCACCAUCACGGUAACAAGGCACCAGUCAGAGAGCUCUUCCCAGCAGUGUCUGCAGCCCUCCAAGAUCCAUGUGCUCAUCUUGGUCUUGCAUGGAGGGAACAUCCUGGACACAGGAGGAGGCGACCAGAACAGCAAGCAGGCCGACGUCAACACAAUCAGUACGGCUUUCGACACAGUCAUGCGUGUUCACUAUCCUGCGGCGCUGGGACGCAUCGCCAUCCGCUUGGUGCCCUGCCCUGCCAUCUGUGCUGAGGCCUUCUCCCUAGUGUCCAACCUGAGCCCUUACAGCUACGAUGAAGGUUGUCUGUCCAGCAGCCAGGACCACAUCCCGCUGGCAGCCCUGCCUCUCCUCGCCACCUCUUCUCCACAGUACCAGGAUGCUGUGGCCACCGUCAUCUUCCGAGCCAACCAGGUGUAUGCGGACUUCAUAAAAUCUCUGGACGGGGCUUCUUUCUCCGGCCAGGUUUGCCUCAUUGGGGACUGUGUGGGAGGAAUCUUGGGCUUUGAUGCUCUGUGCAGCAGUAAUCAAACAGUAAAUGAGAGCCAGAACAGCAGUCGCAGGGGCAGUGUCAUUAGCGUACAGGACCAGGAUCUUCUCUCUCCUGGCAUCAUUGUCAACAGCGGACACGGAUCGGCGUCUCCAACCUUGGAGGGCAGUCGCCACCUCAGUCGCAGCAACAUCGAUAUCCCACGUACCAGCGUGGGCGACGACACCAAGAGACAGCUGCCUCGGAAGAGAAGUGACUCUUCCACCUACGAGCUGGACACCAUAAAGCAGCACCAGGCUUUCCUGUCCAGCUUACAUUCCAGUGUCCUGCGGAACGACACAACCUCCCGAAGGUCGAGCAGUAGCACAAUGCUGGAUGGAGGCUCCCUGGGGAAAUUUGACUUCGAAGUGUCCGACUUUUUCCUCUUUGGCUCUCCACUUGGCUUGGUACUCGCCCUGAGAAAGACUGUGAUCCCCAUGUUAGAUGUGGCCCAGCUACGACCUGCCUGUCAGCAGGUUUAUAAUCUGUUCCACCCCGCUGAUCCUUCAGCCUCCCGCCUCGAACCUCUGCUGGAGCGGAAAUUUCACCUCCUCCCUCCGUUCAGCGUGCCCCGUUACCAACGCUUUCCCCUGGGAGAUGGAAACUCCGCCCUGCUGGUGGAGACAGUCCAGAGCAACGCUCAGCUGCUGCUUGACAGCGGGCCUCUCCUGUCCCUUCGCUGUCAGGAGACCAUCAGUGAGACCUGCAUCCCUGUACCUGUGCUAAACUGGCAGGAGGGCUCCCUCAAAGCCACACCCGCCACUAUGGAGUCGGAUGUUGUUCAGUCUCAUGGUGGUGUCUUCAUGGACAGUUCGUACCCCUCAUCCCCCGUAACGGGCCCCCUCUCCCGGGGCCAGCGGAGGGCCAGUGAGGUCAGCAUUGCCAGCCAGGUCUCAGGAAUGGCAGACAGUUACACUGCCACCAACAUAGCCAACACUGAAUCAAACCAGGUUAACCAAUCCAAAAAAUACAGUCUUUUGUCCCUACUCGCCCUAUCAUCACAAAACAAAUUCUUCCUGAAAACUCCUCCCACGUCCCGUAAGGAAACAAAGGCUUGCCAGGCCGCAGGAUCUUCUGAUGCAUAUGUAGCGGCAGAGCUGGACGAUGAGGCAGACUGUAGUGAACCUCUAAGUCCCACCGGCCAGUACGAGAACUACCGGGCAGGGCUGGACUUUGCUAUAUCUGAUCUGGUCUCACUGGACUCCCAGGCUGAAGUGGACCAAGUUGCAGCACGCUGGUGGGGCACAAAGCGGCUGGACUUUGCCCUGUACUGCCCCGAUGCCCUAACAGCUUUCCCCACAGUGGCUUUACCGCACCUGUUCCAUGCAUCAUACUGGGAGUCUACUGAUGUUGUGUCUUUUCUCCUGAGGCAGGUCAUGAGGCAUGAAAACUCAAGCAUUCUGGAGCUCGAUGGAAAAGAAGUGUCUGAAUUCACCCCCUCUAAACCUCGAGAAAAGUGGCUCCGCAAGAGGACUCACGUGAAGAUCAGGAAUGUGACCGCCAACCACAGAGUGAAUGACGCCGUCUUCACUGAAGAUGGCCAGCAGGUCUUGACAGGCCGCUUCAUGUACGGCCCUCUGGACAUGGUGACUUUGGCCGGGGAGAAGGUCGACCUCCACAUCAUGACCCAGCCACCAUCGGGAGAAUGGGUGUACUUCAACACCGAGGUGACCAACAGCAGCGGGCGCGUGUCUUUUGUCAUCCCAGAGGACAAGCGUCUGGGAAUCGGAGUGUACCCGGUUAAAAUGGUGGUCAGGGGUGACCACACGUUCGCUGACAGCUACCUGACAGUUGUUCCACGUAGCACGGAGUUCGUAGUGUUCAGCAUUGAUGGUUCAUUUGCUGCCAGCGUUUCGAUCAUGGGCAGUGAUCCCAAAGUGCGAGCUGGAGCUGUAGAUGUUGUCAGGCACUGGCAGGAUUUAGGCUAUCUGAUCAUCUACGUGACCGGACGGCCAGACAUGCAGAAGCAACGGGUAGUGGCCUGGUUGUCUCAGCACAACUUCCCUCAUGGCAUUGUCUCCUUUUGCGACGGCCUGGUCCACGACCCACUCAGGCACAAGGCUAACUUCCUCAAGUCUUUGACAGAGGCACACAUGAAGAUUUUUGCUGGCUAUGGAUCAACCAAAGACAUCUCAGUCUACACCUCCAUUGGCCUCCCUUCUUCUCAAAUAUACAUUGUUGGCAGACCUUCUAAGAAGAUGCAGCACCAGUGCCAGUUCAUCACAGAGGGAUACGCAGCUCAUCUGUCCCAGCUGGAGUACAACCAUCGCUCUCGGCCAGCCAAGACCACCAGUGCACGCAUGGUGCUACGCAAAGGCAGCUUUGGCUUGGGAGCAAACAGUGACUUCUUGAGGAAGAGGAACCAUCUGUUACGCACCAUCUCCUCUCAGCCAGCCCCCAGCUCUCCGACGGGCAGCAUCCACAACAGGCCGGAGCGCACGCAGAGCCAAUCAGACAGCGAGCGGCUGGAGCGGGAGCGGCUGGAGCGCGCUCACAGCCACGGCCAGGGAGGGGCCCAGCGCAGCAUGAGCAUCACGGCCAGCUGCUGGGGCCGCAGCAGCAGCACCAAGCUGGAGCCUGGAGUUUUCAGCUCAAAAUGAGACUGGAGACACGAUGCAGGGUUCGGGAGAGUGACUUACAAAUGCAGUGCUGAGGAAGAGACGCAAAGUGACGUGAAUAUAAACGCAAACAGUGGAAAGCAGUUGGCUUCUUGCACCAGAUAGGUAAAAUACCAUAAGGAAAAAAAUCAGGUGCUACAAAUCACUCUUUAUAAAAACUAACACCAGUCACAUUCAGCACAGAUAUUUAUGGGCAGAGCAUGAGGCAACAUUCAUGAUAACACAGACCAACAUUUCAAGAAGUGUUGCCCCAAUGCGGGAAAGUGCACACAACCAAAUAAAGCUAAUAUUGUAGGGA